AUGUUAUUGUGGGUUUUGUCAUAAUUAGAAUUUGGAAUCAGAGAAAUUUAGAUGCUUUAAAAUUACCCAAAUAUGCUGCGAUUGGCAGCACUGUCACCUUGAGUUGAUGUCUAGUGGCGCCAUUUGACGUUGACAUCUCUGAGAAACCCCAAAAUAUGUCAACAUAAAUCAGCCAUAUUGAUUAUGUACCUUGCCAUCUAGUUGUUUAACUUAUUUUCCGAUAAGUGCAUUUUUUAAAGAACUAUGGAUGAUAGUCGAAGGAUGAAUGCAUCAGAUGAGGAAGAUGAUUUAGAAGCGUUACGACUGGUUGCUCUUCGAAGCCUUAAAAAACCUCCCGCAGCAAACCCAUCCUUCUCACAAAACGUUAAUACUAUAUUGCCUACCUGUAAAGUAGCUUAUAAGUUCAGAGGUGCAAAUAGGAAAUAUGGAAAUCACCCACAUGGUAAAGGUCGUUUUUUUAAUGGACGAGAGACUGCAAAAGAAAACAGCGUUGUCUACAGCAACCUCAUAUCUCUUACUCCACGUGAUUCCAUCGAAUAUGCAACAUCUAAACAACAGACUAAAACUGAUUCAGUAUUUCUCCCGCAAAGCAGAUAUAACAGUAAUAGCCAACAGGAGGCAAAGGGCGAUAAAGCAUCUAGCAAAUUUGACCGUUAUCGAGAUACUGAUAAAUCGGAAGAUGAAGAUUCUGAAGAAGAAACGCUUAAAAUGGAUUCGGAUGAUGAGCUGUGCAAGCUGGAGAGGGCUGACAGCUUAGAAGCCCUAAUGCAGGAGUUGGAUGAUGAGAUACAAGGCAAAGCUAAGUCAAAAGAAAUUGAUGAAACUCCUAGCGUGGUAGAUUCUGAAAGUGAACAGAAAAACGAGCCUUCGACAAGUGAAAGUGAAGAUAAAAAAUAUAUUGUUGUUAAGUCAGAGGAAUUGGGUACUUCAAAUGAGCAGUUGAUAGAAAAAGUGGACCAACCAACAUCUGAACAAACAGAACCUGUGGCUAUUAAAGAAAAUAAUAAUUCAAAUAAAGCGAUAGAUAACUCUUCGACCUCGGAAUCGGCAUUGAAAAAGCGAAGGCACAACAUACCAUUUCAACGAAAUUUUCGGGGCAUUAGAGGACGUCAUCGUGACUACAAACCGACUCCUCACUUAUUUAAGCAGCAAUAUUUACCUCAAAAUGGUGCAAUGCACCAUUUUCCAAAUCUUCAAGCUGUAUUUCCUAAUCCACAAUUUGGACCUCCGCCUAUAAUAGUUAAUUCACCCCCCUUCUUUGAUAUGCCGCUGCCUCCUUUACGUGUUGAUACAACGCAGAACUUACCAACCCAGAUGAUGGCGCCGUUAUCACCCAGAAGUGCAGCAUUUGUUCUACAAAAUAGGGCAAUAAUCGAGAAAAGAAAACGAUCUCCAAGACGAACGUAUUCAAGAAGUCCUUCACCCAGAAGCCGAUCUAUUAGUCCUAGAAACCCACUAACCACUCCACGCAGAAGAUCAUUGUCUCCACGAAAACGAUCCACAUCACCUAGGCGAAGAUCGUUAACACCUAUUAGGAAUAGAUCCCCUCCGCUUUUGAGAAAAUCCUCGCCUAUUUUGAUGAGGAAGAGGUCACCUUCUCCUUUGAAGAAAAGAUCCCGAUCACCCAGAAGGCGAUCAAUAACCCCUAAAAAAAGAUCUUCAAGUCCCAAAAGAAGACCUCUCAGUCCAAGGUUGCGGAAUUCGAGUCCUAAGUCAAGACCGUUCAGUCCGAAACGGCGCUCUGCCAGCCCGAAAAAGAGAUCUACAUCUCCAAGGAAACGAGAAAUAAAAGAUUCGGAAAAUGGGUCUAAGAACAAGCUAAGCAUUAGAGAUCGACUUGGAUUCAAGAAUUUGUCAAAAUCCGAAGAGAAGCUCGCUUUGGACAAAUCAAAUGUAGAUCGAAGUCCUCAAAAAGAUGUAAAGCUAUUCACAGAUCCUGUUCUGGAGGCUAGAAAGAAAAAAUUCGAAUCCAAAGAGAUGAAAGUCAGAGAGGGUGUGAUCAGGUUGAAACCUAAAGAUGAUGCAAAAUCAGAAGAGAGUAUUGAAAAGGAGUGUGUUAAAGCAGAAAGUCCGAAAGAAGUGGAGCCAGUAGCAGAACAUGCGAUCACGACGAAAAUGUGUGAAGUCGUGAAAGAGUUGAUGGAAGUUGAGCCAUUAAAUGAAGACAUUCUUCUUCAGGAUGAUGCUUUGGAGCUGGAUGCUCAUUUGGAUUUAUUUUCCGAAGAAGAUUCGGAUAAUGAAAAAAAAAGCUUUUUUAAAGCCAAAGAGAUCAGCGCUAAAACAUGUGAAAGUUACCCGUCUUCAAAGCUGAUAAAUGGAGAGAAAAACGAGCAGAAAACGAAGCACAUAAAAGACUCAAAGGGAAGUAGAAGUAAUGAAAGUAGUGGAAUAAAUAAAAGGAAGAGACGAGAAAUCUCGCCUGUAAACUCAACAAAACGAUCAAGGACAACGCAAUCGCCUAGGGCUGAUAAAUCAGUGGCUUCGAAAAAGCUUGGAGUAAAAUCUGAACGGCAUCCUAAAAAAUUCGAUCGAAAAAUCGAAAUAAAAAUAAAAAAUCCAUCCAAAUAUGAACGAGCUGAUAAAUUAGACGAUGCAAAGGAGAUCAAAGUGGAGAAACACAGGAAGCAGGUGAAAGAAGAAAUUCAGCAGAAUAAUAACGAUGAUGAUGAGGACCAUGCUCUCGUUAUUGAAAAUUUAGCUGAAUCGGAAAUCAGACCCAAUGAUGAAGGAGACUUGCGAGCCCAACUGAGCAAAAAAAGGGCGGAAAAGUUAAAUAAGCACAUUUCCCGCAAAGGAGUUACUUCUAGAUUAUUACAAAAUGCGCUAGAAAAUGCACUACCGAUUAAGAAACAUAAGAAAUCAAAAUCCAAGGAACUGACUAGCAGUGCAGAUGGAAAAUUACCAAUUCACCUAAGGUUGGGGCUGGCGUGUGGGUCGGAGAUUUUCACAAAAACCAAAAGGAAAUCCAAAAAUCGGAAAAGCGACGAAACAGAACAUCAGCCACAGGAAUUUGAAUUACGAAGAUUCAAUGUUAGACUAGUUUCUCUUUAAGUAUAUUAAUUUAUUUCGACAUCUUUUGAAUGGUAUUGUAUAUAGUAUAUAUUCAAAAUACUUAUUGUCUUGAAAGUAACAGAAAUAACGGCCAAACUGUUCGCGUGUCAUAUUUGUUCGAUGAAAUUUUUUUACAUAAUCCCUGUUGUGAUAUAUGUACUUUUUACUAUACUGAAGGGCCAUUUCACAAGUAGCACUAAAUCGUUAGUAAGUUCGAAGGAAACAAAUUGAAUAUAUAUUCCGUUUUUAAUUUCAUUUUGUUUUUACUUUCAUUGUUCAGUUAUUCAAACAAUAUGUCUAGUCCUUUUGGAAUUAUUUCUAAUCAAAAGUUUCUUCGAAAUAUAUUGAUUUUGUAGACCACAAUAUUAAUAUAAACAUGAUACGUCUAUAAUACAAGCGCCAAAAGUAACAUUUUUAAAAUCAAAUAUUGCUUAAUCUUUAUGGUAAUUGGCAAAAUAUGGUGCAUGUAUGUAGUGAAAAGUACAUAUAGUACUAUUGUAUAUCUUUCAGUUUUUGUCUUUGCCAUUGAUUUUAUAUCUACAGUACUACAAUAAUUUAUAGUUUGUAGCAUUGCUUUUAUUAGAAAUAUUUGUUUUGAUUCUCCUUCAAUAUGUUUCGUACAAGACCUGAAUGUAAUGAGUAUGCUUUUCAAUAUCUUUAAACUAAAGAAGCAUUGACUUUGGGACCAUGGUAUAUACAGGGUGUUGCACAAUGUACCGUACAAAUUUAAGAAAAGUGUUUCUAGGGUCAGUUUGAGCAAAAUGUGUGAUGAAAAUCGGUUUCUUACAGUUUUGGUUGUGGUUAGAUAAUUUCUUAAACGUUUCAAUACAACUGGUAUUUGAAAUAAAGAGCGACUGAAAGGGAAAAACCUAAAAUGAACAAUUUUUAUGUACAUAAUGUAUAUAAUUUGGAAAAAAUAUCUAUAAAAACGAUCAAGAAAGCUUACUAGAAAUAUUCUGCUGUUCUGGUACUUAAAUGUUCAGCAGUGGAUAGAGUAAGCUCGGGAUUUCAACUAUAUUUUAUAUUUUUAUACUGUUGCUGAUCGUUUUUCCUGCUUAUAACAGAAAUUAUUGUGGUAAUGUAUUUAACUAAUAUACAGGGUGAUUCACAACCUCAUGGACACAGAGCAGGUACGUGUAGAGGACCUCAAAACAAGUUGA
Molecule: messenger RNA, 4211 nt
Organism: Dendroctonus ponderosae (mountain pine beetle)
Lineage: Eukaryota; Metazoa; Arthropoda; Insecta; Coleoptera; Curculionidae
Product: muscle M-line assembly protein unc-89
Exons: 8
Coding region: 244-3051 (935 amino acids)
Source: RefSeq, a predicted model, not a curated record